This is a messenger RNA of Cladophialophora immunda, 2132 nucleotides long. RefSeq lists its product as uncharacterized. Gene Ontology annotation, molecular function: chromatin binding; RNA polymerase II complex binding. Gene Ontology annotation, biological process: transcription elongation by RNA polymerase II. NCBI's taxonomy places the organism in Eukaryota, Fungi, Ascomycota, Eurotiomycetes, Chaetothyriales, Herpotrichiellaceae. The coding region runs from base 249 to 1886 and encodes 545 amino acids. The record is from RefSeq and is a predicted model, not a curated record. The transcript is spliced from 2 exons. Gene Ontology annotation, cellular component: Cdc73/Paf1 complex.
CUUUCCCCAGCGCGAUUUGGAGAUUUCAUCCACAACCAGCAUUAACUUCAAACGAGAACAGACUGCGCUUGGACAACAAAUAACCUAGCACGCAAUAUCUGUUCGCUGCACCAUUGACGAACACAAGGAUGCCGUUUUGUUCGUGAGGGCACGAUCCUUUGCGCACCACCUCAACCUGUGGCCUCGCCUCCUCCUUCGCAUACCGUCGCCCUGCCUCCGCGUCCGAUCUACAAAAGACACCAGUCAAGAUGGCAGAAACCAAGGGCUUCAAGCAGGACAUGGUCGUUUCGAUACGUUAUCGAAACGAUCUGCCUCCGCCUCCUAUGCCUCCGAAGUUCCUAGAUAUUGACACCGGUGGUCUGGCUCAAUACCUCACAACAAGUUAUGCGUCAGGCCUGGCAAAGCGAGAAGAACCAAAUAUUGAAGUGGACGCCGAAGGCGGGAUGCCUAUAGAUAUGAUCGGUGUCCCAGGCUACUUCCUUGGUGACGAAAGCGCAAUCAUGGCUCCCGAAGUCCAACCUGUGCUAGACCCUGCCGACCAAGCUUUGCUGAUGUCGCUGGAUCAAUUGAAGAGCCAGGGCGCAAAGAACAACGUCUCAUUUUUACGCAAGACACAGUACAUGACCUCUUCGCAAAUUGCUCGAGCAAAUGAUGCAUUCGUGCGAGGGACCCCUCGAGCUCAGAAACCCCAGAUGCCCAAAGCGCCGCCUGUGCCUGUCACCCGAGAUGAUCCAGAAAAUAUCAAGCGACAAAUCCAAAAGGGCUUCGACCUCGCCUAUCCGGAUAGUAUCCCCUUCAACCCUCCGGAGGCUAAAGCAAAUCCCAUCACUCCCCAGGAGCGAGAAGCCUGGAGAAAUCCCGUCCAUCCUGAUAAUCCCAGACUCAAGCCUGUGGAAUUUUAUCCCAUUAUCCCCGAUCUUGAGACCGGCACAGACAUGGCUUCGAAUUGGCAAGCCCUCAAGUUCGACAAGCCACCAUUACCCCCAUAUAGAGGCAGAAGGGACGAUCGUAUCGACGUUGGCUUGCUAAUGGCCUCGGAGAAUGCAGAUUUGAUGCCAGCGUGGCGGGCAGCAAAAGAAGCCUUCGAGAGAGAUCCCGAAAAGUUCGCAGAUCCCGGACCCGAGCCAUACACAUGGUCUCUCUCCGUCCCCAAACAACCAGACUCGACCUCGCGCAUUCGGCAGCUCUUUGAUGAUUCAAAUCCUCGAAAGGAUGAUCCCACCCUCAUCGAACCACUUCUUGAAGAAUCCGCCGACGGCUCGUUACGUCUACCCUUUGAACGCGUCCGUGUCUAUCCAAAAGCCACCCAAGAUACAGUCGACCCUCAUCGCAUCAUGGCUUUGUCACUAGUCGAUGCCAACAACCUUUCCCGCCAUUCCCGCUUCCGCAAGCAAGGUAACGCCGCGUACUACUAUCCGAUCCUCGAACGCGUGAAAAUGAGAGCCGACAGAGGUAAUCUCUCCAAAACGCGUAACAGCCAUGCGGAAGACGAUAUCCCCGACCAAGUCAUGGUCCUGUUCAAAGAGCCCAACGCAAAAGAAAGACGAUCUCGCGCCGAAUUUAGAGGAGAUUACGACGCGUCCUUCAAGGAUGAAUUUGAAGAACUGACUCGGGAAGCGCAGGCAGAGGAAGAGGCGGAACAUGCAGACAUGAUUUUGCAGGAACAGGGCGAGCUGCAUGAAGGAGCACAGGAUGUCAGUAUGGCGGAAGUCGAGGGCGGGGAGACCGCGGAGGUGAGCGUGAACGGAGCUCCUCGCAAAGACCGCGCCGACGACAGGAAUACGCCUCCCCCGACCAAUGGAAGUGCAGCCGUAAGGGACAGGGGCGGAGACAGGGAGCCGGAGGAAGACGGCUUUGGGGAGGACGAAGAUAUGCGGGACGAUUGAUGCAUUCCAAUUUAUUCACCACCCUUGUAAGAUUUGACGGGGAGCGACUGCGUUUGGGAAACAGCCACAGGGGACUCCAAGAAGAAAAAAUGGAACUGGGAGCAAAAUCAAAAGCCAAACGCAAUCAAAUUCUGGCAAAGCAUAUUUGCCUCUAGACCCCAACAUGCGGUACUUUUGUCUCAUCGUGCAUGGGCCGUUUUGCGCAGCACUUAGAACAAGGGACGCUGCUGCGUUGUACUAUUCGCU